Messenger RNA from Drosophila miranda, 237 nucleotides. RefSeq lists its product as uncharacterized. The coding region runs from base 1 to 237 and encodes 78 amino acids. Lineage: Eukaryota; Metazoa; Arthropoda; Insecta; Diptera; Drosophilidae. The record is from RefSeq and is a predicted model, not a curated record. The transcript is spliced from 3 exons.
AUGAAGAUGGAGCUGCGGCGGGCCAGCCAGCAGCGGCUGUGGCCACAACGCAUUAACCAGAAGAUCCCCGAGCUGGCUUGCAGACCCAAAGAAUCCAGAUCCAUCAAUGGACCCAGCGGCUGCUUUGCUAUGACCCGGGACUGGGCUUUGCCGCCAGUGGACCUUCAGAAGCCCAUCGGCUAUCUGUGCCACGCCACGCCCAUCCACGAAGAGCCCCAGGAGUCCCGCUGCGUGUAG